GUGCUUUGACCUUCCUGCUAUUUAUUUUCUUGCAAUAAGCAAAAAAUAAAUAAAGAGGAAUUUUCUACUGAACUCGGGAUGUGGAUUGACCGACAGGCUCUUCAAGAUAAAAAGUAACGGCCAUAAAUCCUGUUUGCUCUCGAAAGAAAUAGGUUCGACUUCCACCAGAGAAGAAAAUUCUUCUUUCGCCAACUCAUCCUCCAUUAAUGUUUCCUUUAUUUCUUACACAGCACGCACGGCAGUGCUCGUGGAGCUAACCGGAUUGACGUUUCAAUGCGGUACAACAGCCGUUAGGGGAACAAUCACUGGCCGUAAUGACGAUGGCACGGAAUCGUCGCAGCGGCAUUAGGUCGAAUAGCUGAGGGGCCGUUGUCCUGAGGAUUUUUCUGCGAAGAAGCUUCCUAUCUAGGGAUAAGAUAUGUGGUUUAGAUAUUGACCGUCUCUUUUCAUCGAUUUCUUUUCAACGUUAAGAACACUGACCAUCUGUUUGCGACAUUGCUGGCGGUCUCAGCACUCGUAGACUCGAUCCCCGAGUUUACCGUGUCAGCCGCACGUCACGGCGGACCGGCCCGGGCCAAGGUGGGGGCGGAAUACACGCACGCGGAGACUUGGUGACCGGUGGGGCCGGAGCGGGGAGCGGAGAGCGAAGACACCGAGGAGCGCAAGCCACGGAAGAAGGGGGGAGUGGGCGUGCCGCUGCGGGAAGCCAGCUUACCGCCGCACGCGGCGCGGCCAUGUGAGAUGCCGGGCGGUGUUAUGAGACGCGUGUCGGCCGUGUCACAUGGCCGGCCCGCGUUCUGCCAACCAACGCGGGUCGGGUGCGCCUGGAAUAUUACUAGUCGCUUAACCGGAAAGGCCACGAGCAUAUGCAACGGACGCCAAAACAAACAAAGCGAUCGAAGGACGCCACGGCCGAAGGAAAGAAGCAGAAAAAGACAGCAGCUUUUUCUCCCGUCUACUUCGGUAGACAUCUGAGAUGGGGGUGGGGAUCGGAAUAGACUACGCAGACGGCACCUAAUCGCAUCGAAUUCCUUGUGUGUUGCAAAGAAUGAUGGAGAUCAUGCAUGCCAUGUGGAAACCACGGAAGUUCAAGUACAUCUACUUUCUAGCUACAGUGUACGUGUUCACUCUGACGCUACCGUCGGCGGCCGCGGUGUACUGGGCCUUCGGCGACCAACUUCUGACCCACUCCAAUGCGUUCUCGCUGCUGCCCAAGUCAGGGUGGAGGGACGCGGCGGUGAUUCUCAUGUUGAUCCACCAGUUCAUCACCUUCGGCUUCGCCUGCACCCCGCUCUACUUCGUGUGGGAGAAGGUGAUCGGAAUGCACGACACCGAGAGCAUCUGUAUGCGCUCCCUCGCCCGGCUUCCGGUCGUCAUCCCCAUCUGGUUCCUGGCCAUUAUAUUCCCAUUCUUUGGGCCCAUAAACUCCGCGGUGGGGGCUCUCCUCGUCAGCUUCACCGUCUAUAUCAUCCCCGCCAUGGCACACAUGCUCACCUAUCGCACCCCAUCGGCACGGCAGAACGCUGUGGAGAAGCUGCCAUUCUUUCUACCCAGCUGGACGGCGAUGUACGUGGUGAACGCCUUCGUGGUGGGGUGGGUGAUGGUGGCGGGCUUCGGUCUCGGCGGCUGGGCCAGCGUGAUCAACUUCGUCAAGCAGGUCGACACCUUCGGUCUCUUCGCCAAGUGCUACCAGUGCCCCAAACCGCAUCCUCAUCCUCCCGCUGCCUCUGGCCCGCCACCGCAGCUCCACUGACUCACAAAUCCGUCGAUUCCUGUUUUUGCUCGUCUCCUCCUCUUCUGUCACCUGUAACAUACAAAGAGAGGGCAAGGUUCCCCCAUCCA
Musa acuminata subsp. malaccensis (wild Malaysian banana) is the source of this 1842-nucleotide messenger RNA. NCBI's taxonomy places the organism in Eukaryota, Viridiplantae, Streptophyta, Magnoliopsida, Zingiberales, Musaceae. The record is from RefSeq and is a predicted model, not a curated record.